Brenthis ino (lesser marbled fritillary) is the source of this 1173-nucleotide messenger RNA. NCBI's taxonomy places the organism in Eukaryota, Metazoa, Arthropoda, Insecta, Lepidoptera, Nymphalidae. The record is from the annotation of a GenBank genome assembly.
AUGGGCCGGAAAAGAAAGUCCACUCGACGUAUGAGGGAGUCUGAUGAUUCAGAGCAUAGUGAAUCAGGUUCACUAGUGCGAAGAAGGCAUAAGUCGCGACGACGCUAUAACAAGUCGCAAACUCGUGAUUCAUCGAGUGGCUCUGAUGUACCGCGACACUGUAGAGUAUCAAAGAAGCGCCGUAGAUCCAGGAGGUGUUCUGAAACGCCUCAAAGGCGUACUGUACCGCGGGGUCAUAAUGGUACCCCGGAUCCUGGCACAACUCAAAGGCGUAAUGUAUCACGGGGCCGUGAUGUUACUCGAGAUCCUGGCACGCCUCCAAGGCGUGAUGUAUUGCGAAACCAUGAAGAGUAUCAAAAUCCUGAGGAGCUGCAAAGUACACACCUUCUUCAAAAUGAAUAUGCAGCGGGGACGUCACAGCCUGCUACUAUACCAGCAGUAACACCAACCGUGAGUGCACCUCAAAUUAAUGUUAGUACUGACUUUAAUGCUAACGUUUUAGCCUUGGCCUUCAAGGAGCUUAUUCAGACCAUGAAAACAGAUGGGGCGACGCCGCGGGCCAACGGCCAAGUCGAGCGGUAUAAUCGAACAGUUUUAGCAGCACUUACAGCUACAAAUCAUAGCAAGCCCGAUAACUUGUGGGACGAAUGUGUAUCUGAAAUUCAAUGGGGACUGAAUAAUACUCAGAAUAAGGGUACGGGAAAGAGCCCCGCACAGGCAUUAUUUGGUCUGGACUUGGUAGGUACGUCAGGCUCUUUAUUGCAACUUAGUGUUACAGAUAGUGCUGAUAAUGUUGAUACUCCUAUAGAAGACAUAAGGAGAGAGAUGACAGAGCAAAUAAGAGACAAUCAAGAUAAACAAAAGCAACGGUUUGACAAAAUUAGGAAGGAAGUUACAUAUAAUAUAGGUGACCUAGUCAGAAUAGAAAGAGAAAUUUCAUCAACCGGUAACAGUAGAAAAUUAAUCCCAAAACUUAGAGGUCCGUAUCGUAUAAAAGAAGUUUUAGAUAAUGAUCGUUAUGUUGUUGAAGAUACGCCAUUAUCCAGGAAGGGUAACAGAAAUUUUAGUAGCAUUUUCUCUGUAGACAAAAUUCACCCUUGGAUGGUUUUUAAUAGAGCAGACACAGAGUCUGAAACUUCAAAUAAUGAUGAUGCUGACGAGUUAGAAGUAAGA